GUUACAGAUACGUCCAAUCUUGAAAAACAUGACCAAAAAAAAGAAAGAAUUUUCAUUUGAAAAUCCUGAUAAAAAUUUAUCUAUGGAUAUAAGACGAGUGAAAUUGAUCACUCAGUCAGAAUGGGAACGUUUACAAAAUCAAUUGGAUGAUAAUUUAAGUGAAGCUGCUAAAAUAGCAGAGAAAAAGUUACAGAUUGAAAAAAUUAAAGCACAAUCCAAAGAAAUGACAAAAAAUUGGACAAGUACACUUUUGGGUGCGCGACAAAAGAAACUGGAAGAACGUGCUAAUCGUUUAGCUGAACAAGAGAAAGCUAGGCAAGCUGUCGAUCGAGAAGAGGAGCUAUUUCAAGCAGAGCAAAGAAGAAAAGCUAUUGAAAAAGCAAAGCAACAGUUAUAUUAUGAAACGGACCGUGUUCGAUUAUUACAUGCUGGUUUAAAUCUAACAGAAACAUUGAAAGAACGUGAUAUGCAAUUGGAAUUUAAACAUUUGAAAAACAAAUUAGAAGCGAAAAAAGAAAAUGAACAAGUAGAAAAGAUGAGGAAGAAUAUUGAAGCAGCUAUAAAGAAAGAACAAGAUGAAGCUAUGAGAAGACGUGAGAGAAAUUUGUUAAAUGUUCAAGAAUUACAAGCUCAAAUGAAAGAACAUGUUGAACAGAAAGAACGUCAGAGAGAACAAGUAUUAGCUGAAGGUGAAGAGUUGAAAAAAAUUGCAGCAGCUGAUUUAUUAGAACGUGAAAAACUUGAACAAACCUACCGUGAUCAAAUGAGAAAACUUGAAAAAGAAUUUCAAGAUCAAAUCAACGGUCAUAAACAAAUGAAAGAGAUAGAAAAAUUACGUGAUGAAGGAUUCGAAGAACAAUGUCGACUAUUUGCAGCAGCUAAGAUUAAAAUGAUAAAAAUGCGCAUCAUGAAAGAACGUGAAAUCUUUCAACAAAAAGAAGCUCAAUUACAAAAAAUACAAGAUUACUUAACAGAACAAAUGAAAAAUGCCAAAGAUAAUGAAGAGAUGCGUUUGAACAAAGCAAUAGCUGAAAUCGAAGAAAAAUAUCAACGUGAUCUAAAAGAGAAACAGGAUAAACAAUUGAAAAUUAUUCAAGAAAUCAAUGAACAUAGAUUGAAUGAACUAGAAAGGCGUAGAAAACUAUUUGAAGAUGAGAAACAAGCGGAAUUAAAUGAAAUACGUGAAAGGAUAGCGGCUCAGUUAAAAUUAGCUGAAUACGAAAAUACACAGAAAGCAAAAAAACUCGAGGAAAGAAAACAAUUAUCGCAACAAUAUUUACAAGAAUCAAUUGAAAAAAGAAAACAAGCUCAAGAGGAGCGUAAAAAGGAAAUUGAAGAGGUUGCCAAUGAAGAAAAACUCAUUCAACUGGAAGAACAUGUCUUUAGAGAUUAUGCCACCAGGGUUAUCAAUCAUUGUCAAGCAAAUGAUCGGAAUGUUUAUCCAUUGAAAAAAGCAACAAACGCACGAUCAAUGACUGGUCUAGGUACCGGUUUACCAGGAAAACCAAGUUUAGUGAGUAUUAAUCAAACAAUCAAUAAACAAAACAAUAACGAUCCCUGUCCCAGUGAGGAAAUCCGUAAUAAUGAUGCUGCAUCAGAUAAGAAUUCGGCAAAUAAAAAAACUAAUACUAAUGAGCGCUUAGGGUUUGUUUGGUGAAUAUAUUCACCUAAGUACUCAUUAGUAUCAUAAAUAUAUAUAUAUA
Molecule: messenger RNA, 1703 nt
Organism: Schistosoma turkestanicum
Lineage: Eukaryota; Metazoa; Platyhelminthes; Trematoda; Strigeidida; Schistosomatidae
Source: the annotation of a GenBank genome assembly